Messenger RNA from Bacillus rossius redtenbacheri, 6481 nucleotides. RefSeq names its product WD repeat-containing protein 43. The record is from RefSeq and is a predicted model, not a curated record. Gene Ontology annotation, biological process: maturation of SSU-rRNA from tricistronic rRNA transcript (SSU-rRNA, 5.8S rRNA, LSU-rRNA). Lineage: Eukaryota; Metazoa; Arthropoda; Insecta; Phasmatodea; Bacillidae. The transcript is spliced from 9 exons. Gene Ontology annotation, cellular component: nucleolus. Gene Ontology annotation, molecular function: protein binding. Bases 17 to 1525 code for a protein of 502 amino acids.
AGUUCCUUAAAUAAAAAUGGCGUCUAACGAAUGUGGUAUAUUUUCGGAAGACGGAAGAUUAUUUGGUUAUUGUGGUGUGGAUGGAAAACUAAAGAUUUGGGAUCCAGUUGCGGGUACACUAAUACAAGAAUACACACCGAAUUUGCACUUGGCUUCACCUUGCACAUGCCUGUCAUGGUUAAGGACUUCAAAAAGUUUGUUGUCGGGAAAACCGCCCCCGAAGAAAAAGAAGGCGAGGCUGUCGGGGCAGGGCAGCGUGGACGUGGUGGGGAUGGGGCUGGCGUCCGGCAACAUUCUGCUGUACAGCACGGCGGUGGGGGAGGUGGUGUGCCAGCUGCAGGGCGGCCACACCGGGACGGUCAACCACCUGGCGUGGAGCAGGGGCGCCAACCUGUUCUCGUGCGGCGACGACGGCCACGUCGUGGAGUGGACCCUGCACGAUUCCGCCGUCAGCAGCAAGUGGAAAGCCGACAACGGGCGAGUGACGUGCGUGCUGGUGCUGCCCGAGGGAGAGACGCUGCUCUCGGCUAGCCAGACCAUCAGGUGGUGGGACCUGAAGAGCAAGCAGUUGCUGCGCUCCUUCGUGGGGCACACCUCGCACGUGGUCUCCCUGACGCUGGUCGCCCCUCCCGGCCGCAGCAACACGGACAGCAUGUACUUCCUCAGCGCCAGCAGGGACGACCGCUUCGUCAGUGCCUGGUCUCUGAAUCAGGGGAAGGACUGUGUUGCGACGUUUGCGACGGAGGAUGCAGCGAGGAGUGUGUCCGUGGUGUUCGGGGAAGGAGAGCAGUCGAGCGUCUUGGCUGCUGUCACCAACACAGGGACGCUGCACAUGUUCAGGCACCAGUUGAAUGGGAAGCGCUUAAAGCCACUGAAGCCCGAGUGCACAGUCACUGUGUCAGUCGAAGAUAAGAAGCAGAAGGAGACAGUGCAGUCAGUGCCAAUCAUUGCAGCCAAUAUCUCCAACAGUCAGGAAAUUCUGAUUGUCUAUGGCAGCCCUGCUCUACUGACCUUCGAGAAAAUUCCUGCAAGUCACAGUGACAAGGUUGUUCGCUUGGUGAGACAAACCUCUAGAAGGAAAUCAGCCAGCAAACAAAGUGAUGUAUCCAAGGUGAUGGUGCCAAUUGUGGGUGAUGAUGUAGAGUUUGUGACAUCAGCGGGGCCCAGUAAUGCCCCCAAGAGGAGUCGCACGGCAUUGGAGGUGCCCUUGGAAGAAAGGCUGAAUAACCUGACUGUUAGCAAGCUGGACAAGACCACUGGCGUGCCAAAGCCAGACAGCAUGACGCAGCUGUUGGUGCAGGGUUUGAACAGCAAAGACAAGAAGAUGAUGCAAAAUGUGUUGUUCACAAGUGAUGAGCGACUCAUCAGGAACACCGUUUCCAGGCUGCCAGGGCAGUACGUGAUGUCGCUGGUCAAGGAACUCACCACCAGGAUGCUGGGCAGAACAUACAUCUGGAGGAGAUGUCAGAGAAGUGCCAACAAGGAAAUGUGCUGGCGUAAGGGCCUCCACGUCAUUUGGAUCUGAUGAAAUGGCACAGAGUGGACGUGAAUUGAGGACAGCUUCAAUUUGAGUGAACAAAGUCGACAGCUCUUCAAACGUGAGUAUCUGCUGGCCAACGACUCUCUUGAGAUGGUACUUCGCAGACUUGAUGCUUGCCUCCCACAGGCCUCCAAAAUGUGGCGCAGAUGGAGGAUUGAGGUUCCACUGAAACCCACGAGUAGCCAGAGUGUCUGCCACACAAUGCCAGUUAGAGGUGUUGUUCAGGUACCUUUGAAGGUCAUUGAAGUAGCGACGUGCCCCUAUGAAGUUGGUUCCACAAUCUGAAAAAACAGCCUUACAGAGUCCACGCCUAGCCACGAAUCUGAAAAAGGCAUUUAAGUCGGCAGUGGUACUCAAUGAUGAAACAACUUCCAAGUGUACUGCCUUAGUUGCUAAGCAUAUGAAUAAACACAGGUAGGCCUUGGAUGAACGACUGUUUCGACCAUUCGAAAGCCUGACUUGGAAAGGGCCCCCAUAGUCAACACCCACAUUCAGAAAUGGUCUUGUUUGUUGCACUCGACUUGGUGGAAGAUUUCCCAUGGAUGGCUGCACAUUGGUGGCUCUGAAUCUGUAACAUUUUACACAGGCGUGUAUCCAAGUCUUGACAGCUCCUCUACUUGCCACUAUCCAGUACUCACACCGAAUUGCAGCAUGUGUGGCACUGGGGCCAGCAUGAAGGUGUAAGACAUGAUAGUACCUAUACAAUAAUCAUUUCUGUCACAAAACUCCUUUUGGGAAGCAGGACUUGAUGUUUCAUUUCAUAGGCUACAUGUGAAUUCUGCAGGCGUCCACCUACACGGAUGAUCCCAUCAGCGUCAAUGAAUGGCUGUAGUCUUUUAAUUCCAGAAGAACAUUCGCGAGCUGCAGCCAAACAAUCAAACUCUAAUUUGAAAUUCUCUUGCUGAAGCUGCUUCAAACACACCUUCUUGGCAGCGUCAAUUUCUGUUACAGUGAGAGGACCUGUGUGUCGCAACUCCCUUGAAACCUUUAAAUUUAAUGCAAAUCUCAACACAUACGCAAGUACUCUUUGCAGUCGUGACCAGGACGAAAACCUACAAAGAAUGUUAAGAAUGUUCGGUAUACACUGACCAACCAAUGAGACUAGCGUGAUUGCCUUCAACUCCUCUUUACCUUCCUCUGAACUGGUAUAUCCUUGACUGGGCCAUAAAUCCACCUCUGCUGUCAACCAACCUGGCCCAGUCCACCAAAGUGGGUGUGUUAGAAGCUCCUUGGGUGAGAGUCCUCUUGAUGCACAGUCUGCAGCAUUUUCAGCAGAGGAAACAUGUCUCCAGUGGACCGGAACCUUGCUCUCCUGAAUACGAGAAACUCUGUUCGCCACAAAUGUUUUCAGCCGAUGUGGCGGAAUCUUAAUCCAAGCAAGCACUACGGUCGAGUCACACCAUGCAUAAAUGCAACUUAUAUGGAUUCGCUCGGACAGUGUUGUGAUCAGUGAUUCAAUCAAUUUGAUAAGCAAGAGUGCAGCCUGCAAUUCAAGUCGCGGAAGUGUGACGGUCUUCAGUGGUGCAACACGUGACUUGGCGAGAAGCAAAUGUGAUUUUGUUUCACCGUGGCUAGAAUUCCGCAAAUACACAACAGCUGCGUAACCCUCAUUGGAUGCAUCACUAAAACCAUGGAGCUGGUAUUCAGACUGUGGUGCAGAAACAAGACGAGGUACGGACAGCUUGCUUAGGACAUCCAACUGGCCAAUGAAAACCUGCCAAUCAGCAACUAAGUCUAGUGGUGGGGUGUCGUCCCAAGAAACUCCCAGUAACCAAAGCCUUUGGAGAAAGAUUUUGGCUCGAAUGAUGACUGGAGUAAUCCACCCUAACGGAUCAUAUAACCUAGCAAUUUCUGAAAGAUGGUUCUCUUGGUGACUGUUGCACUAGCAUGCUGAACAUGAUAUGAGAAAACAUCUGCCUUCCAAUCCCAUUGAAGACCAAGUACCUUAAUAACUUCAUUGCUACCAUGAAAACUAAGUGGACUCUCCCGGUGAUCUUCUGGAACUGCAUCCAAAACUGCCUUACUAUUACUGGACCAUUUUCUUAGUUCAAAACCACCUUGUUUCAGGAGAUUUAUUAAUUCUUGCUGUAACGCGAGAGCUUCCGUGACUGAUGCUGCACUAGUCACAAUGUCAUCUACAAACACGUCAUCCAUCACAACCCUUGCUGCCAUCGGAUACCGAGGACCCUCUUCCAUUGCAAGUUGCUGUAAGGCUCUCAUCGCCAUAAAUGGAGCAGCUGAGACUCCGUAAGUGACAGUGUCAAGUUGGAAUUCACGUAUUGGUUGGUCAGGGUUCUCCCUCCACAGAAUUACCUGGUAUGGUGCAUCGUCUGGAUGCACCAGAACCUGACGAUACAUUUUGCAGAUGUCUGUGGAUAAUACCACACGGUGAAGACGGAAGUGAGUGAUUAUGUACACAAUGUCAUUUUGAAGCUUGGGUCCAGUCAUCAAAACAUCAUUGAGUGACUUCCCUGAAGUGGAGCGAGUUGAGGCAUCAAACACCACUCGUAACCUUGUUGUUGAGCUGGAUUCCUUGCACACAUAGUGAUGAGGGAUGUAGUAACGACGUUCCUGACCAGUUGCAUUAUCUAGACAAUGCAUGUGCCCCAGUUGCUCAUAUUCACGGAGGAACUUGCAAUAUUCGGUAUAGGCUUCAGGUUGGUGGUGUAGUCUGGAUUCCAACUGACGUAACCUCUUAACUGCAUGACUACGUGUAUCUCCUAAAUCUGGGUCUCUCUCCUUAAAUGGUAGUCUCAGUACAUAUCUUCCUUCGAGGUUUCGUGAGUGAGUCUCAACAAAAUGAUUCUCACAUUUUGUGUCUUCUAAGCUGGAAUGCUGGACAGAUGGUAACUCCUCGGUCUCCCAGAACUUGCGGAUGGUAUCUGUUAGGGCUGUAUCCGAUGACGCAUACAUUGAGACAAUACCACUACUGGAAGUAUCUGCAACCUGAGUCACCUUACCCAUAAUAACCCAACCAAAUAUACUGUGCAACGCUACGGGAACUCCCUUCGAAGGCUGGUACCGCCCACCAUCAAACACGUCUGGAUAUACAUCAGCACCAAGAAGGAUAUAAAUUGCUCCUGGAGUAUCAAAAGAUGGGUCUGCUUGUUCCAGAUGUCGAUACAUGUAUGUCACAUGGUGGGGAAGGGGAAUGGUGGGUAAAUUGGCAGCUAUGUUCUUCAACACUAAAGCAUCAGUAACAACGCCAGUUCCUACGCCCUUACAUGAUGUUAGAAAACAAGUAACUGCACCACUGUUAGCAACAACAACAGAGUGAGGCAGGCCCACAACAGGAACCUUAGCCCUUCGACACUUUAGCCCCAACCUAUGAACACAUUCUUCGGUAAUAAAUGAGCUCUGCGAUCCUGAAUCGAGUAGUGCUCUAACAUUUUGCAGCAUUCCGCUUGCAUCCUGGACUCUUACCAUAGCAGUACCUAGAACGACAGUGGUUGAAACUGCAGUUGAAGAAGUUAGUGAUACCACUGUCGCAGCAUCCUCCUUGUGACUUGCUUGUGGCAUAGUAAUCUCUUGGAUGGAUUCACCUGCAGGUAGUUUCACUUCUUGAUUGGGAACCGCAGUGUGAAGGAGAGAAUGGUGUCUCCUGCCGCAGUGAUAACAGUUUCUUCUUGACCUACAAUCCUUCACUCUGUGACCUUGUAAGCAGUUAAAACACAGCAUCUUCCUACGUACAAACUCUAUCCUGUCAUCGCUUGACUGACCCGUAAAAACAGGGCACUUGUGAAGUCCAUGCAUGUCUCCACAGGCACUACAGGGCUCUGCUUCUGCUGUCACUAGAAAUGAGGAUUUAAAAUUUGGGUUUUGAGGCAGUGACCUCUUUGGAAAAGGGCGUGCGGCAGGCACUACAGCUGGAGUGUGAUAUGACAUCAUCAGGGCCUUAGACUGCAGCUCCACGAACUCUAACAAUUGAUUAAAUGUGGGCAUUUGAACAUUUUUGUGUGCUAUUUCAAACUGAUUUCUUGUAUCUGGAUCAAGCUUUGGUAUCAUUAGAUUCAGCAACAGAAAGCUCCAUUCAGUAACAGGCAACUUGAGAACUUUCAAGGCACCCAGAUUCUCCUUUAGAACAUCUACCAUUUUUCUCAGUUUGUCAGGGGCGACAAUUGACAGAUGAGGAAGUUGCACAAUCUUGUCCCAAUGCAUGUUUGCAAUUGGCCGGACAUUGUGAUACCUAUCUACCAAAGUUUGCCAUGCCAGAAUAUAAUUUUCCUUAGACAGUGGGAGUGUCUUUAUUAGAUUAAAUGGCUCACCUGAUAGUGAUGUAAGAAGGUAUUGGUGUUUCUCCACAUCUGACAAGCCCUCAUUAUUAUGCACCAAGGAUGUGAAAAGGUCAUAAAAUGUGGGCCAGUCAGUCAAGAGACCCUUGAAUUCUGGCAACUGCUGCUUCGGCAACUUAACGUUUGAAGAUGUCUUGGCAAUUUGAUUGCGUUGUUUGUUCUGGCCUGUUUCGUUUACAGUGAGCUUGUUAAAUACUUCCUGUAUCCUAUAGUAGGCUUCAUCAAAUUCCUCAAGUUCCCUUUCGCUGGCUUAAGAUUCCACUAACGACUCGGUCUCUGUAGCUUGAAUAGCAAGUUGCAUGUGAUUUUCUUCACAGUCUGUCUUAAAUUGAUGUAAAUCGGUACACGUGGCCUUGAAAAGUCCCGCGCGACUCGGCUUUUACGUUGUUUAUGCGAUCCACCGAAUAAACUGGCUCAAACAUACAGAUAUCCGGCCUGGAGGACCAAAAAAUGUUCACAAAACUGAAUUGAAACUAAUAGUUUGGCUGCAUGACGCCCAGCAACGCGGAGAAACGGUAAAAGACUGACUAAACUAUUUACAGAUGGCACUGCUGAAAAAAUGGCCGCCACAGUGGCGCACUCACGAUCGAUGGCGCCAAAUUCAAAUAUCCAAACCACCACACAAUCUAGCACUAUGCCCAAACAAAAA